Linum trigynum is the source of this 2402-nucleotide messenger RNA. NCBI's taxonomy places the organism in Eukaryota, Viridiplantae, Streptophyta, Magnoliopsida, Malpighiales, Linaceae. The record is from the annotation of a GenBank genome assembly.
CGUUCUUCUCUCCCAUUCUCUGUUUUCUCCCGUCAAAAUUUUCCCUUUUCGAAAGCCCACAUUUUCUCCACAAAUUUUCCCUCCCUUUCCCUCUCUCUCUCUCUCUCUCAAGGAAAGAAAUUCGGCAUCCAAAGUUCCCUUUUCUCUUAUUCUUCCUCUCUUCUGCUUCCCAGUUUCGCAUUUGGUUCCGAUUCCUGAAUCAAAACCAUCUAUUUCCCCCGUUUCCUUUCCUCUGUUUCUUCUGCCUUUUGAACACUGCCCAUAGUUUUUAUAUUGCCCGGGAAAGAUGGGGUUUCCGAAGAAGAAAGUGGUGGAUUCCGGGUUGGAAUAUGACGGGAAGAAAUGGGUCAUCGCCGGAAUCUCGAUAAAGCCAUUGAAGCCGGUCAACACGAAGCCCAGAGGCAGAGCAACCGCCACCGGCGGAGGAGGAGAUAAUAAUACGGCCGCUUGUGCCGGCGGGGUCGAGGAAGAAGAGGAGCGUUCAACCACCCCGACAGCGAGGGAGGCAAGAAUACCGGAGAAACUGCCGUGCCCGCCGGCCCCGAGGAAGAGAAGGCCGCUGCCGUCGAAGUGCAAUUACGCCGUCGGGGCCAGAGACUUCUUCACCCCGCCUGACUUGGACUCGGUCUUCAAAUGCUAUGUCGAGAGAGCAAAUUAGAGAAAAUUACUCCACAACAACAAGAAAAUCGUUUGGGCCGCUUUACUUUGUUUUGUCUGUUUUUGCUUGUUAGUAGCCUAGUAGGUAGGGAGGAAAAGUUAGGAGAUGGUGAAGAGUACAAGAUGUACAAAGAACUAUAUAUAUAGUAGUAGUUAUGAAAGAGGUAGUUUAGUUUUUCUUAGUUCCUUCUUCUUUACCUUCUUGCUUCUAAUAUUUGUUGGGCUUUGUUUGAGAGACCUUGAUGUUUGUGGUUGUUCAAGUUAAAUGAGAAGGAUUAGUUUCUCUUCUUCACAUGAAAGUUCUCUCCUUUUGUGGGUUUGUAGGAAAGAUUGUCCCUUUCUUAAUGGUUGAGAUUGCUGAAUCUUGUGGUUUGAUAGUUUUAGUUUGGUUUGACAUCUACCCUUGUCAAUUUUUCAAGUGAUAGUUCUCUUCUUUUGUGGGUUUGUUGGAAAGGUUGCUACUUUCUUUGUCCUGGCCAGUAUUGAAGCCUACCCUUCAGCAUCAACCUACAAGGAGGAUUAGAGUCAUAUUGCUACUUUCUUGCUUGGUGUUUCUCAAAGUGAGUAUGAAAUAUGGAGCACUAUGAAGUAUGAAAUGCAAUAUGACUCUAACUUGGAAGAGUUAAGGUGAAAGAGAGAGAGUGUGUGGGGUUCUUGUAUUGAAGUGGGUGAAGUUAUUAUUCUUGCACUAUUUUAACAGACAUAGCUAGCUCAUGCCAUUGAAGUCUGAGAAAGAGUUUUCUUCAAUUUCUAUGUUUGCAAAUUUCUAUGUGUUGCUAUUGUUAGGGUAUUUAUCUUGUGACCCUAUAGCUGAGGUAACAGUGUCACUGUACAUCACUGGUAUCUAGAGGCUAUAGUAGUAUAUAUGGAGUGGUAGGGUUUUGUGGGUAAGAGAAAAAGAGGGAGCAGAGUUUUUUUUGUAGUUAUGUGGAAUUUUGGGGUUGAGUCUGGUCAGGACUCAGGAGUCAGGGGGGAGGACACAGGACAAGAGUGCUGGGCUUGAAGGCAGCCAGCCUUCUUGUGUUAAAUUUAUUUCAUAUUUCUAUUAUGAUGUAGUACUGUUUCCUUACAUGCAUACAAAUCUAUCCAUUCAUCACAAAACCCUCCAAGGGUACAAAUUUACUGGUUAAACCGCGUAUUAUUGACUUAAGUAACGAUUUUGUUUGUUGAACCACUAAUGUCAUCGAUUUGAUCUCCGGUAGGGUAGAACGGGAACCUAGAGAUAGAAAAGUGAGGUAUGUGAGUGAGGGGGGCAGAGAAUCCAUUUGGAUGCUUGUUCAUUUUGGUUUUCUGCCUCUGGGUUCUGCUGCUACUGCCCUAAACCCUAAUCAUUCAGCCUUUGCUUAUCCAAUCCUCUUUCCCUCUCUCUCUUACCAUAUUAUUGUGUUUCAUUCUGCAGUUGCAGUGGUAUUUUUGAAGCCUUCAGUAAAUCUAUCUUAACUUUCUUUCUUCUUCUUCUUCUUCUUCUUCUCCUUCUUCACUCCCAAGUGGGAGACACAUACCUCAUUUCUCAUGCUUAUUUUUAAGCCCUUCUUAUCAAUUUCCUCACUAAUCAACAUUAUUAUCAUUAAAUAACCAAAACCCAUUUGUUAAACAUAUAUGUAUACGUAUGUGCCUAUGUCAUAAUGGGUAAGCGUGUCCCUCUUUUCUUGUUGGUAAGGUAGGUGAGAGAGAGGAUUGGUUUAAGAAUUCCAUUACCACCAUUUCUCUAUGGGUCAAGAUUGGAUUAAAGAAUGUUUUGAACU